Messenger RNA from Morus notabilis, 1994 nucleotides. Its product is annotated as probable acyl-activating enzyme 2. The coding region runs from base 19 to 1794 and encodes 591 amino acids. NCBI's taxonomy places the organism in Eukaryota, Viridiplantae, Streptophyta, Magnoliopsida, Rosales, Moraceae. The transcript has 3 exons. The record is from RefSeq and is a predicted model, not a curated record.
UAUUAUCUCUCUGCCACUAUGAGGCAAUAUAGUUUCCUUAUCAAAAGGUCAUGGUCUCGCUUCACUUGUGCAUUCAACCAAAAUUUUCGCUUCUUCUCCGGCGGUUUCGACCCGCCGCCGGAGUCAUGGAAAUCGAUGGAGGGGUUGAUGCGGUGCCGGGCGAAUCACGUGCCGUUGACUCCCGUAAGCUUCUUGGAGAGAUCAUCAAAGGCUUACAGAGACAACACAUCACUUGUGCAUGGCUCUUUGAAGUACACAUGGGGACAGACUCACCAACGUUGUCUCAAGAUUGCUUCUGCUUUGACUCACUUGGGAAUUUCCAGAGGUGAUGUGGUGGCUACGUUUUCCCAUAAUCUGCCAGAAAUAUAUGAGCUCCAUUUUGCAGUGCCAAUGGCCGGAGCAGUUCUUUGCACACUAAACGCACGCCAUGAUUCAGCCAUGGUCUCAACGCUUCUGAGACACUCUGAAGCCAAACUCAUUUUUGUUGAUCACCAACUACUCGAAAUUGCUCUUGGAGCUCUAGAUCUUCUCUCCCAAUCAAGUACAGACAUAACAACACCCCCGAUUUUAGUCCUUCUCACCGAUAAUCCCGAAGCCUCGUCUCCUCCGACGUCCUUACCUUCAAACGAGUACGAGUACAAAGAUCUUUUGAGCAUCGGGACCGACAAGUUUGAAACGAGACCGCCGGACAGCGAGUGGGAUCCGAUCAGCAUAAACUACACCUCAGGUACAACCUCAUGCCCGAAAGCUGUCGUCUACAGCCACCGUGGUGCCUACCUGAACAGCUUGGCCACAGUUUUGCUUCAUGGGAUGGGGCAGAUGCCGGUGUACCUAUGGACGGUUCCUAUGUUUCACUGCAACGGUUGGUGCUUAACAUGGGGCUCCGCGGCUCAAGGCGCCACCAACAUAUGCAUUAGAAAGGUCUCUCCAAAGGCCAUUUUCGACAACAUAUCCCUCCACAAAGUGACUCACAUGGGGGGUGCUCCGACAGUAGUGAACUCCAUCGUGAACUCCCCUGCCACCGAUCGAAAACCGCUACCCCACAAGGUGGAGUUCCUGACAGGAGGCUCCCCGCCACCGCCCCAGGUACUCGCUAAGAUGGAGGAGAUGGGGUUUCGGAUGAACCACGUUUACGGUCUCACAGAGACCUAUGGUCCCGGGACUAAUUGCGUGUGGAAGCCCGAGUGGGAUUCUCUCCCGUUGGAAGAAUGGUAUAAGAUAAAAUCGAGGCAAGGGGUGCAUCAUCUAGGGUUAGACGACGUCGACGUUAAGGACCCGAUGACAUUGGAAAGCGUGCCACCCGACGGGAAAACUAUUGGGGAGAUCAUGUAUAGGGGAAACACUGUGAUGAGUGGAUACCUCAAGGACUUGAAGGCAACACAAGAGGCUUUCAAGGGUGGUUGGUUUAGGAGUGGAGAUCUUGGUGUGAAACAUCAAGACAAUUACAUACAAAUCAAGGAUAGAAAGAAGGAUAUAAUAAUUUCAGGAGGAGAAAAUAUAAGCACAAUUGAGGUAGAGACUGUUUUGUAUGGCCAUGAGGCAGUUCUUGAGGCUGCGGUUGUGGCGAGGCCUGAUGACCAUUGGGGAGAGACGCCUUGUGCUUUUGUGACAUUAAAAGAGGGAUUUCAUCAUCAUGUUAGCGGUGAGGACAUAAUUAGAUUUUGUAGGGAUCGUUUGCCACAUUAUAUGGCUCCUAAGAGUGUCGUUUUUGGGGAAUUACCAAAAACUUCCACAGGGAAAAUUCAAAAGUUUAUUUUGAGGAAAAGAGCAAAAGCCAUGGGGAGCCUUUCUUGAACUUGUAUGGAGAUCAUCAAGUUUAACUAGUGUGGUAGGUAUCCUGUUGCCAUAGAUUUGUUCCUUUAUUUAAGUGUAAUUCCUCUGAAAAUAAACACACCAAAGUACCAAAGUGUGCAUUUGUUGCAAUAGAUUCAAUCAUUCUCAAUUUCUUUUGUCCGCCUUUUAUUUAUUUAUUUAUUUAUUUUUCAAUCUCACAG